AUGGCGCCGUGGAUUGCGCUCGCGCUCGUGGGGCUCCUGCUGGGAGCCACUAAUAUCCGCGCGGUUCGCGGAGAGUCGUUUAACUACGACCUCUCGGGCACGGACUGGCCGGGUCUGUGCCAGUCGGGCAAGAAGCAGAGCCCCAUCAAUAUAGUCACAUCCGCAGUGAAGCGCGCCGAUGGCCCCUCGCUGCUCAAAGUGAAGCACCCUCUGAGCCGCGAGAUCACCGUCACCAACGAGGAACACGCCGCCGCUGUGUCGCCACAGGCAGGCAAGCGCUACUAUCUCACGCUGCCCUCGGGGCUGCACAAGCUUGACCACUCCGACCUGCAGGUGCCCAGCAUCCACCUGGUGGACGGCGUGCAGGCGCCCAUGGAGGCCAAGUUCGCGUAUGUGAAUGUGGGCAACACCACUCGCAAGUCCGUCUUCUCCGUCUUCCUCAAGCUGCACCCCAAAGACAAGGACAACGCGUGGCUCAACCUCUGGCUGAACGACAUCCCAGCGGCAGUGAACGGCACAACAAAGAUAGCAGCGAAGACCAACUUCAUGGAGCUGCUGUCGUUUGAGACACCCUUCUGGUACUACGAGGGCUCGCAGGUGCACCCGCCCUGCACUGAGACGGUGGAUUGGUUCAUCUCCAUGCGCCCCAAGUUCGUCUCCACUCGCCAGCUGGCCACCUACAUGAACUUCCUCCCCCGCACCAACGUUGGUGACCACACAUGCAUCAUCCAUCCGCUCCUUGUCCACCCCUCCCCUCCCCAACUCUCCCCCCCUCCCUUUCAGAUGGCCACCUACAUGAACUUUCUAUCGCGCACCAACAGUGGUGAUCGCACCAACAACCGGCUGCCGCAGCCCCUCAAUGCCCGCACCGUCUCUGUGUUCCGCGCCUCGUAG
Closterium sp. Naga37s-1 is the source of this 894-nucleotide messenger RNA. Lineage: Eukaryota; Viridiplantae; Streptophyta; Zygnematophyceae; Desmidiales; Closteriaceae. The record is from the annotation of a GenBank genome assembly.